Quercus robur (English oak) is the source of this 1377-nucleotide messenger RNA. RefSeq names its product TMV resistance protein N-like. Gene Ontology annotation, biological process: defense response; signal transduction. Lineage: Eukaryota; Viridiplantae; Streptophyta; Magnoliopsida; Fagales; Fagaceae. The coding region runs from base 1 to 1167 and encodes 388 amino acids. The record is from RefSeq and is a predicted model, not a curated record. Gene Ontology annotation, molecular function: ADP binding. The transcript has 3 exons.
AUGGCUUUUGUGGGCACACAAAGCGUAUCCUGCUCUUCUUCUUCUACCACAUCUGGAUUUAAAUACGAUGUCUUUCUUAGCUACAGGGGUAGUGACACCUGUAAAAAUUUCACAGACCAUCUAUAUGCUGCUUUGAAGCAGAAGGGUAUAUUCACAUUCAGGGAUGAUGAAAAACUUGAGCGAGGAACAUUCAUUGAUCUAGAGCUCUUGAGAGUAAUUGAAGAAUCAAGAUUUGUUGUUGUCGUUAUCUCAGAAAACUACACUUCAUCGAAUCCUAGUGAUGUGAGGAAUCUGAAGAAUACUUUUGGAGAAGCCUUUGCUAAACAUGAAGAGUUUUUCAAAGAUAACAUAGAGGAAGUAUAUAGAUGGAAAGCUGCUUUGACACAAGUUGCUAAAAUUGCUGGAUGGGAUUUACGAGACAAACAUGAGGCAAACGUUGUUGAAGAAAUUGUUAGAAAGAUAUCUAAUAAACUGAUUUCUACAUACUUAAUUGUCCACAAGGAUUUUGUUGGAACAAACUCUCGUAUGGAGGAACUGGUGAAUUUAUUAGGCAUGGGGUUGAAUGAUAUUCGCUUUAUAGGGAUUUGGGGAAUACAGGGAUUGGGCAAAACAACUCUAGCACAAGUUGUUUAUGAUAGAUUUCGUUAUUAUUUUGAUGGCAGCAGCUUUCUUGUCAAUGUUAGAGAAGAAUGUGGAAAACAUGGUUUAGUUCAUUUACAGAAACAGCUUCUCUUUGAUAUCUUGAUUGAAAGAAAUAUUAAUUUUUCAGAUGUUCAAUGGGGAAGUAAUGUGAUAGAGAAAAGAUUAUGUAAUAAAAGUGUUCUUAUCGUUCUUGAUGAUGUGGAUCAACUUGAUCAAUUAGAAGCGUUAGCAAGCGAGCGAGUUUGGUUUGGUCAAGGGAGUAGAGUCAUUAUAACAACAAGAGAUCAACAUCUAUUGAUCAAACAUGAUGUGGCUAGAGCUGAAAUAUACAAGGCUAAGGAAUUGAAUAGUGAUGAAGCUCUUCAGCUCUUUAGUCGAAAAGCCUUCAAGAAAGACCAUCCUUUAGAAGGUUAUGUGGAGUUGUCCAAGAAAGCGAUAUGUUAUGCUCAAGGCCUUCCUUUGGCUCUUAAUGUUUUGGGUCCCUUCUUGAAACAUAGAAGCCCUGAGCAUGGGAAAGUGCCCUAGAUAGACUAGAAGAAACUCCUCCAAAAAAAGUUCUGUAUACACUCCGGAUAAGUUUUGAUGGCUUGGAAGAAACAGAGAAAAAAAUAUUUUUAGAUAUUGCUUGUUUCUUCAAAGGAGAAGAUAAAGAUCAUGUAACAAAUAUGCUACAAACUCCCCGUUACAGGCCAAGCAUUGAUAUAGAUGUUCUAGUGGAAAAAUCUCUCAUAACCA